CUGAUAUGCUAUUUUUUUUAAUGAAUUUUCAGGGAUGAUGUAGCGUAUUAAUUUGCCUUUAGUCCCUCGAGACAUGGACAGGCUGAAACUGCUGUCCUUACUUAUUUGGUUUAACAGUCAUGGCUACGUAUGGUGUUUGGAUUGCCAAACAAAUGUGGCACUCGUUGAAAUAAUGGAAAAGAGUAAUUGUAAUCGUCAGUGCGAAUAUCCACCGCAGCCUAAACAUUGUAAAUUUGAGUUCAAUGUUACUUGGACCAACUCAAUGGGAUCGUCCUGUCUGGAUUGCCCAACCACUUUGAAGCACUGCUACAAACACAAUUGCAUACCAAUUGAAGGGUCUGUUAGACCUGUGAUAGUUACCAAUGACAUAUCACCAGGACCUAGUAUACAGGUUUGCUAUGGUGAUACAAUUCGAGUGAAGGUUCAAAAUGAUCUGCAAGAUGCUGGUGGAUUGUCGAUCCACUGGCACGGUAUACAUCAAGUCAACACCAACUGGAUGGACGGCGUGUCAAUGGUUACUCAGUGCCCAAUAGCACGCGCGUCAUCAUUCGUAUACAAGUUCAAAGCCGAUCCGCCUGGAACUCACUGGUGGCACUCACACACGGGCCUACACAGAGGAGAUGGCAUGUACGGCUCAUUGAUCGUCCGGCUACCAAAAGAAUCAGAGUUUAACGGGAAUAAUUACGACUUUGAUCUAUCGAAUCACGUUCUGCUCAUAAACGAUUGGACAAGUAAUCUAGUAUUAAAUAAUUUUGCUCAGUCCCUUGAUCCCGGCAAACCGACUUCUCUACACACGCUUACAAUCGUUGCAAACGGAAAAGGAAGAAACGUGGAAUUUAAUGACAUAAAUGAAAAGACUAUAUACACUCCGAGAGAGGUGUUUGAAGUGGAGAAUGGGAUGAGGUAUCGUAUGCGAGUAAUAAACGCCGCGUUUGGUCAAUGUAACAUACUGGUCGCUGUGGAGUCACAUCCAUUGGUUAUCAUUGGCACAGAUGGUUAUGAGGUAAAACCAGUAGAGACACAAUCCUUCACCAUCGUCCCAGGUGAAAGGAUAGAUUUUGUGUUAACAGCCUCAAAUACACCAUCUUCUUACUGUAUAUUUCUUGAUGGUUUUCCUACAAACCAAUGUGGAAGCAGCGGGACGGCCAUCUUGAAAUAUAAAGGUGCCAGCCACGAAGAACCUGACUGUUAUAGAAAACCAACUGGUGCUGCGGUUUUCUCAACUAUCCAUUUUGAUAAUACGAUUUCCAUUGGCUCCGAAGAAUACUAUUCUCUUCGUGACACACACUCUCUUGUGCCAGUAGAUCCUGAUUUAUACAACGUUGAUGAGCAAUACUAUAUCACUUUGAACUCUCUUGUGUCAGCAAUACGUAAGGAAAAUGGUCAGCUCAUCCAAAUUUCUGGAAUGGUACUCCAGAUGGACAAUGUGGAAUUUAAGUUCCCGCCGCAUCCUUUGGUAAACCAGGACAUUAGUAACAUCGAUAUUUGUCACGUUAACCAGGAGAAAUAUUAUCAGUCGUGCAAUGCCAGUAGUUGCUAUUGUACCAACCUUAUGAAAAUAGAACUUGGCAAGGUUGUAGAGUUUGUUGUCAUCAACAAUGUGAAUAUCGUUCCACAUCCGAUGCAUUUGCAUGGUCACUCAUUUCGAGUCCUAGGUCAGCAAAAUCUCAAUGACACACUAGACCGGGAAAACAUAAUUGAGCUUGACAAAAGAGGAAAGCUACAGAGAAUAAACAUAGAGGAAACAGUCGUUAAAGACACGGUGAAUGUUCCACAAUACGGUUAUACCAUUAUCAGAUGGAAGGCUCAAAAUCCUGGCUUUUGGUUCUUCCAUUGUCACGUAGACUACCACUCUGAAUCCGGCAUGACAAUGAUAAUUCAGGUUGGAGAUCAAGAUGAGAUGCCACAACCUCAUGCCGACUUCCCAACCUGCGGGCCAUGGUCUCCUGAUUAAUUUCCAGAAGUGCGGUAUCAUCAGGAUCUGAGUGAACACAAUG
Anneissia japonica is the source of this 1997-nucleotide messenger RNA. RefSeq names its product laccase-1-like. Gene Ontology annotation, cellular component: plasma membrane. Gene Ontology annotation, molecular function: copper ion binding; oxidoreductase activity. The coding region runs from base 74 to 1954 and encodes 626 amino acids. The record is from RefSeq and is a predicted model, not a curated record. Lineage: Eukaryota; Metazoa; Echinodermata; Crinoidea; Comatulida; Comatulidae. The transcript is spliced from 8 exons. Gene Ontology annotation, biological process: iron ion transport.